AGCUGCAGCUAACAUUGAGCCGAGCUAGAAAUUCGAUUUUAAACGAUUUUAAAGUAAUUACAUGCUACUGCAAUUGAAUUGUUCAUUUCUCGCAAAGGGAACGAACAAUAUUGUCAACGUUUUCGUUUUUAAUAUAACCGGGAGUUUCCAAGAAUUAAUGCGAUGAGGUGUAAUUACAAUUGAUCGUUGAUGUUGCUUUACCGUCUCCGCUAUGAUUAUUCAAUAUUCAGUAUAUACUUUCACGUUAUCACGCAAAUCACACAACAUCUACGUGUGGUUUUUACGCGUGUCGUGACUGCUUACUUUUACCUGUUUUCAAAGAGCGAUGAAACACGCAAGUACUAUCAAUCGCGGAGUUGAGAUCGGCCUUCGUUUCAUCGGUAUGUGGCCAGAUUCGGCUUAUCCGACUCUCUACUGGUCCACGUACAUGACAGUGAUAGCAGUGUUGCAGUAUUUUCAGUAUUCAUACGUGAUUGCACAUUUUGACAUAAGUAAUCUUCAAAUCCUCACGGAUUGUCUGGGUCUUGCCUUAGCGACCACGCUCGCUUUUUUUAAGCUGUUCGUUUUAAUGUGGAAUCGCAAGAUAUUUUACAAUAUUCUGGCAGCAAUGGAUAGAGACUGGAACGAGUGCGUUAUCAGCGGUUAUGGAUCCACUAUGGUGAUAGCCGCGUCUCAAUCGCGUCGUUCUUCUGUCGUGCUGAUCGGCAUUCACGCUCUAGCUGGUUUUUUCUUUUCGGUCGGUGCUUACGUGAUUCGCACGGUGAACAAUAUUCACACUGAUGAACCCGGCACCAUUCCCCGUGAAUUCCCAGUUAAAAUGGACGUUCCUCCCGAAGUUUUGGAAACGCCGCUUUUCGAAUGCAUCCUUGUCGGACAAUUUCUUUAUGAGUUGUCGCUAGCUUCUGUAGUCGGUAUGAUAGACGCGUUGUUCGCCGCGCUGAUAAUUCACGUAGGAGGACAAAUAGAUAUUAUGCGACAAGUCGUAAUGGAAAUAUCCAAUAGCAACGAUCUCGACAGAUCUUUAUCCGUCAUUAAAGAUCUUAUUCGUAGACAUCGAAAAAUUAUUACUUUAGCAAAUGAUAUUGAAGAUUUAUUUUCGUCCAUUGCGCUGAUGCAACUACUAUGGAAUACUUUAAUCAUCUGUUGCUCCGGUUUUAUGAUCAUACUUGCUCUUAAUAUGAAGAAAGGCACAGCGAUUUUGAUAAAGUCUACGCUGCUUUACGCUUGCAAGACAUUAGAAGUUUUCGUAUUCUGUUACGCAGGAGAAUUUUUAAGUUCCAAAAGUAAAUCGAUUAGUGACGCGAUAUAUGAAUCGCUUUGGUACAAGUUGGUACCGUCCAACUCUCGUGCGUUGUUAUUUAUAAUGUUGCGAUCGCAAAAGAGACUGACAAUCACUGCAGGGAAAAUAGUUGAUCUCACUUUAGAAGGAUUUAUGAGCGUCAUGAAAGCUUCUGUUUCGUACAUGUCUGUACUACACGCUAUGUAUUAAAUUGGAAGAAGUAUUAUCUAUCCACAGUUUAAUAAAUGCUUCGCGUUGGUGAUAAAUUAUCGUCGCAAGUUUUGCCAACAGACACUUGUUACAGACGUGAUUAAAAUAGGUAGUAUUAUAAUA
Pogonomyrmex barbatus (red harvester ant) is the source of this 1612-nucleotide messenger RNA. Its product is annotated as 4-vinylanisole receptor-like. Gene Ontology annotation, molecular function: olfactory receptor activity; odorant binding. Gene Ontology annotation, cellular component: plasma membrane. The record is from RefSeq and is a predicted model, not a curated record. Gene Ontology annotation, biological process: sensory perception of smell; detection of chemical stimulus involved in sensory perception of smell. Lineage: Eukaryota; Metazoa; Arthropoda; Insecta; Hymenoptera; Formicidae.